This is a messenger RNA of Phragmites australis (common reed), 1036 nucleotides long. Its product is annotated as RING-H2 finger protein ATL72-like. Gene Ontology annotation, molecular function: transferase activity. Gene Ontology annotation, biological process: protein ubiquitination. The record is from RefSeq and is a predicted model, not a curated record. The coding region runs from base 125 to 886 and encodes 253 amino acids. Lineage: Eukaryota; Viridiplantae; Streptophyta; Magnoliopsida; Poales; Poaceae. The transcript has a single exon.
UGCCAGCAAUCUUGCAGUGUGUGUGUGUAUAUAUAGACACACACACACCACUCCAGGUUCAGCACAGCAAAAACUUACUCUUACAUUCUUGCAGAGUUAAGAGUUACAGUGUGUGUGUGUGUGUAUGCUUCCUGCCUUCUAUACAAGAGAACAGAUUCACCUGAGAAGAAAGAGUUUGCAUCAGAGGAUCAAGAGUGAAGCAGACAUGCAAGAAGGGCACAUAUACUCGAGGAGGGCGCUGCUGCUCGCUCCUCUGCGCAGCUACAAGGAGAAUGCUGCCGCGAGCCAGGUGGUGGCAGGGCAGGAAGCUCCGGCGGCCGACGUCGUCAACGAUAGCGGUGGCAGCGGGAGUAGCUUCGACGCGAACGUGGUCAUGAUCCUGGCCGUGCUCCUGUGCGCGCUCAUCUGCGCGCUGGGGCUCAACUCCAUCGUGCGGUGCGCGCUCCGGUGCUCGAGCCGGAUGUCGCCCGGCGGCGAGCAGCAGCAGACGGCCGAGCCGGGGCUGUCGGUGACCGCGCGGCUGGCGCAGGCCAGGGCGCGGAGGAAGGCGCUGCGCGCGAUGCCGACGAUAGUGUACUCGGCCGGGCUGCUGCCGCUGCAUGCGGCAGGCGGAGGCGGCGGCCCCGUGUGCGCCAUCUGCCUGGCCGACCUGGAGCCCGGGGAGCGCGUCCGGGUACUGCCCAAGUGCAACCACGGCUUCCACGUCCGCUGCGUCGACCGGUGGCUCCUGGCACGGUCAACGUGCCCGACGUGCCGGCAGUCACUGUUCGGCUCGCCGCAGAAGGGCUCCGGCUGUGUCGAGGCCGAGGCCGGCGCCGAGCCGCCGGUGCGGGCGUUCCUCGUGCCGCUCCGGCCGGAAGGUUUCAUCGCGCCGUACGAUUUUUAGACUAAGGGCAGCUCCAGCAGAAUCCUCAUACUACCGUGCUGUUAAUACUGUGGCAAGAUUUGCCGAUCGUCUAGGUAGCAAACAGCUCCAGCAAAACCAGUUUUCUACUACUACAGUGAUGGAGUCAGGAGAGAGGAUCGCUAUUUUUGU